CUGUGUCUGUGUGUUUUUGUCUCUUGAACUGCUUCCGUCGUCGUUUGCUGCAGCAACUCUUGCAGCCGCCUUCUCUACACUACAACUAGACUGCUAGACAGUCUGACGCAACGAUCAACUACCACAACUGUUGAGACCAAUUCGAAUAAAACGACCAUAGCUACGAUCCUUUCAAUAUCGAAAUCGAAACCAACUACAUAAACGUCCAAAAUGUCUCUUGCUCGAGCCUUCACCAAGCGCGUCAAGCGUACCACUGAAGAAGUCCAUCUUCCCAUGCGUUCGGCCACGACUCGUCGACCGGGCUCAGCUGGCAACCAGCAGACUCUGCGACACAAGAUUUCUCUCCCCGUCCAGCUCAUCUCGACGACCAACAUGCUCUCGUUCAACGCACCCGACAUUGCCAGCGGCAGCCCGACCACUCCAUCUGGCUCUUCUUCUUCUGCAGCGUCGGUCAAUGACGAGGACAGCUACUCGGACAAUAGCUCUCGUCCCGGAUAUACCACGCCCAUUUCGUCCCCGGAGCCGUCUUCGCACGAUGCCUCUCCCGUGGGGCCCGAGCCAAACCAUCUGUCCUGCUACUUUGCGUCGCCCACGAGCUCUCCCAAGAAGGCCAAGUCCAUCCACCGCAGCAAGAUCUCUACGUCUUCUGACCUAGACGGCAUCCCUGCCAUUCCACGCCGCGCCAUGUCCCACACCAAGGCAACUCACACGGCUAUUGCCCGUCACCGGUCCAUCUCCCAGCACCGCUCGCACAGCAGCCUCGACCAGGCCGCGGCCCGUGACUCGCUCGACAUGUUCUCCACGGCGUCGUACGACAACAACCCUUUUAGCCGUGAGCUCGAGCAGGUGAAUGAAGUCGCUGAAGAAUUUGGCGUGCGCGACAGCGUCGUCGACGAAGACGCCCGGAUCUUCCAGCAAAAGGGUCUCUGCAAGUACGCGGCCGAGGAAUACAUGUUUGAAAUUGGCGGCCUGUAUGGCGGUGUCUUUGACGAUAAAGCCAUGGCUCCUGCCUGGAUUUAGUUCUCAACAUGCAAUGAACAACGGGACCGGUUCCUGUUUCAUUGCUAAAGACACCACUCGCGUCGAUCAUCUCGCUGCCCUUUUUCUUCUUCCUUCCACUUUUACUUUGGAGAGUCUUUUCUUCCUUUUGUUUCGACAACUGUCCAUAUUUUUCUUUUCCCUUCGUGGACG
Molecule: messenger RNA, 1191 nt
Organism: Xylona heveae TC161
Lineage: Eukaryota; Fungi; Ascomycota; Xylonomycetes; Xylonales; Xylonaceae
Exons: 1
Coding region: 211-1020 (269 amino acids)
Source: RefSeq, a predicted model, not a curated record